AAAAAAAAUAUCCAUUUUUUCUUCUAGUUCCUGACUUGCAAUACAUUUAAAGUCAGUAUUUAGACUACUUAAACCGACACAACAUAUAUGGUCCGAUGUACUUUAUUCCCUCCAUCAGGAGUGACAUCCAGAGUCUCUUCAUGGCUAGACUUCCUCAAACCCCAGUUUUCCUCCUCCUAACCAUUUCCACCCUCAUUUCCUUCCUCGCAAUUCCGUCCACCGGAGAGAAUUAUGGCUUCGUAAAAUCCAUCGAAGGAGAGAAAAUCAGUCUAGGAAAAGAAAAACUCAGCCACUUUCGUUUCUAUUGGCACGACAUCCUCGGUGGCAAAAAUCCUACCGCGGUUUCCAUUGUUCAACCGGUUGCCAACUCGUCGACGGCCUUUGGAAUGGUGAACAUGAUCGAUGAUGCAUUGACUGAGGGCCCCAAAUUGAGCUCGAAAUUGAUCGGUAGGGCUCAAGGGUUUUACACUUCGGCUUCGCAACAAGAGGUUAGUCUAUUGAUGGCUAUGAACUUCGUGUUUAUUGAAGGCAAGUAUAAUGGGAGCACGAUCACCGUGCUAGGAAGGAACCCGGUGUUCAAUAAGGUUCGAGAAAUGCCGGUGAUCGGAGGAAGUGGACUUUUCCGAUUUGCUCGUGGUUAUGUUAAAGUCAAGACUCACAAGUUCGACACCAAGUCCGGUGAUGCCACUGUUGAGUAUAAUGCUUAUGUGAUGCAUUAUUGAUGUUUUGCUUAACUUUUUGCUUUAGUUAUUUGCACUGAUGAUGAAUGAUCUCAAUAAUUAUUAUGUUGCUCACGUUCUAUAUCUAUUACACUAUUUAAGAAAAAAAAAGUACUACACAUUAUGAUUCUUGUUAAA
Cornus florida is the source of this 857-nucleotide messenger RNA. Its product is annotated as dirigent protein 22-like. NCBI's taxonomy places the organism in Eukaryota, Viridiplantae, Streptophyta, Magnoliopsida, Cornales, Cornaceae. The coding region runs from base 96 to 722 and encodes 208 amino acids. The record is from RefSeq and is a predicted model, not a curated record. The transcript has a single exon.